Messenger RNA from Vicugna pacos (alpaca), 811 nucleotides. RefSeq names its product methyltransferase 23, arginine (gene METTL23). The record is from RefSeq and is a predicted model, not a curated record. Gene Ontology annotation, cellular component: nucleus; cytoplasm. NCBI's taxonomy places the organism in Eukaryota, Metazoa, Chordata, Mammalia, Artiodactyla, Camelidae.
CCAUAUUGGAGGUCCGCGUCCCGCAGGUCCUGCAUCUUCAAUAUGGAAUGUAUGUUUGGCCCUGUGCUGUGGUCCUGGCCCAGUACCUAUGGUUUCACAGAGGAUCUCUGCCAGGCAAGGCUGUCUUAGAGAUUGGAGCUGGAGUGAGCCUUCCAGGAAUUAUGGCUGCAAAAUGUGGUGCUGAAGUAACACUGUCAGACAGUUCAGAGCUGCCUCACUGUCUAGAAAUCUGCCGGCAAAGCUGCCAAAUGAACGACCUGCCACAGGUGCAUGUUGUAGGAAUCACGUGGGGUCAUGUAUCUCAGGAUCUUCUGGCUCUACCACCGCAAGAUAUUAUUCUUGCAUCGGAUGUAUUCUUUGAACCAGAAGACUUUGAAGACGUUUUAACUACAGUUUACCUUUUGAUGCAAAAGAACCCCAAGGUCCAAUUGUGGUCUACUUACCAGGUAAGAAGUGCUGACUGGUCACUUGAAGCUUUGCUCUACAAGUGGGACAUGAAAUGUGUUCACAUUCCUCUGGAGUCUUUUGGUGCAGACAAGGAAGAUAUAGCAGAAUCUGCCCUCCCAGGAAGACAUACUGUUGAAAUGCUGGUCAUCUCCUUUGCAAAGGACAGUCUCUGAAUUAUACCUACAGGCUGUUUUGGGACAAUGUCAAUACUGAUUAGCAACUUGGCAAGCCAACUAUGACUCAGACCACUUCAGCUUCUCGUGUACAAACAGUGAAUUUGAAGAUGGAUUAGACCUGUUGGCUUUGGAUUGUGAUGGAUCACAUAACAAUUAAAACCAAAAAAACCAUUAAACACUUAUAAGAA